GGGACGGAGCUCGGCGGACAGGACGUGUCUCUCCCGUCCUGGUCUUGGAUGUAAAGAGAAUUUAGAAACAGUCAGAGCAGGUGGGACGGGAGACGUGUCUUGUCCCCAUUCCUCUGAGAUGGACGUUGGAGUGUCCAAGUCCCACGUCUUUGUCAACUACAGCCCCAGAGCGCUGCUGUCCCAGUGGAGCCUCCCGGCCGGCGUUCGGCGACUCAUGGACGCAGUGAAGGAGGGACGGAGCGGCCUGGGCCCGGCCAGGGCCCUGGCCGUGGCCGCGGGCCUGUCGCUGGGCGCCACGGUGGGCUACAUGCUGUACCGGCACGUCAGCGGAACCAGCACCGAGCCGGACCCGGACCCCACCGUGUCCACCGUGACCCUGCCGCUGGAGGCGUACCGGAGCCUGUCCAGACAGCAGGGCCAGUUCGUGGACCUGGUGGCCCACAAGUCCGGGGCCCAGGUGAAGGUGGUGUCCUCCUGCGAGGACGCCGGGGACCAGGCGGACCAGGCGGACCUGUCCGUCCAGCUGCAGGGCACCACGGAGCAGGUCCUGCUGGCCCGCUGCGUCCUGGAGAACCUGGUCGCCGACUGUGAGCCCGUCUCCGAGGUGCUGGAGGUCCCUCAGACCUGCCUGGGCCGGAUCAUAGGGCGUGGUGGAGAGAGCUUGAAGACGAUCACCAGGACUACAGGGACCAAGGUGUGGUGCUCCAGAAAGAGGUCCGGCGGCCCCGGGGCCAUGGAGAGGGUGACCAUCUCAGGGAGCAGGCGGGAGGUGCAGCAGGCCAAGGAGCUGAUCCUGGAGAAGGUCUCUGAGCACCAGACGGUGAGGACCAUGAUCUCCAAGUCCUCGGCUCAGCGCCACAGACGGGGACAGACGGUCUCCACCCCGCCCGAAGCUCCGCCCCUCUGCCUGAACAACAACGGGCCCGUCUGCAAGGAGAAGAACGGGGCCCUCUACCCCCCCGGGACCAACGGGGGGCCAGGGGGGGUCCUGAAGGAGACGGGGGAGCUGAGCCUCUGCUGCUCCGACAGCAGGGGGGAGGAGGAGGAGGAGGAGGAGGAAGAGGAGGAAGAGGAGGAAGAGGAGAGCCCCUCCACAGAGUCGCUGCUGGAAACCUCCAAGUUUGAAAUCCCCAGCCCUGACCUGAGCUUCCAGCCCGACGAGCACCUGGAGGUCUACGUGUCUGCGGCGGAGAACCCGAGCCACUUCUGGAUCCAGAUCCUGGGGGUCCGCUCGCUGCAGCUGGACAAGCUGACUGAGGAAAUGACCCGGUUCUACGGCAGCGCCAGCCCCACCGACCAGGCCGUGGAGUCCCUGCUGGUCGGGGACAUCGUGGCGGCGCCGUACCAGGACCACGGCACCUGGAACAGGGCCCGGGUCCUGGGCGUGCUGGACUCCGGCCUGGUGGACCUCUACUACGUGGACUUCGGGGACAAUGGGGAGCUGCCCAGAGACGGCCUCCGGCGCAUGAGGAGCGACUUCCUCAGCUUGCCCUUCCAGGCCAUCGAGUGCAGUUUGGCCGACGUGAGGCCCAAAGGAGACACCUGGACCGAGGACGCCCUGGACCUCUUCGACCAGCUGACCCACUGCGCCCAGUGGAGACCCCUGCAGGCCAAACUGUGCAGCUACUCCCACUCCGAGGCCUCGUCCUGGCCCAGCGUCAGGCUCUACGACGACAGCCAGGGCAAGAUGCUGGACAUCGGCGAGGAGCUGAUUCUCCGGGACCACGCCGUCCGCUUCCAGGAGACUCUGGACGGGAAGACGGAGGGCGAGAACCUGGGCUGCCUGCAGAGGAUGCUGGAGGACGUGAUCGGAGCAUCGUCUGAGCUCAGUCUGUCCUGCAUCAGUCUGUCAGAAGCUGCGUCCAUCUCGGGAAGCGUUGACGACGUGAUCGAGGACGAGCUGCUCUGAGACCAAACCUGAAGGAUCGCCCAGCAGGAGACACUCCGCCCUCUGGUGGUGAACCCUGACCCCCCUGACCUCCCUGACCUGCUCCUCAGCCUCUUCCUGUGCCGUCCUGCUGCCUCUUUAGUUCAGUUUGAAGACAAACCGCGGAGUCCUCUGUCCUCCUCAGGAUGGCCCAGUGGGAGACAAGCUGUCCCCCAUGUCCUCCUGAUGGUGACCCCUGACCUCCCUGACCCGCCCGUCUCUUUGGUUCAGUUUGAAGACAUGCAGAGGAACAGGGAGCACUGUGUCUGCUGCAUUUCUGUUUUCUCAUCUUACAUAUUUUCACAGUUUAGACAGAGAGUGUUCUGGAAUGUGGAGCUUAGUUUUGUUCAGAAGGAAUACACUUUAUUUUGAAAGGAAUAAUAGAAUAUAUAAACAUGCACACAUAUAUAAAAUAAAGGAUUUAUUUUAUUUGACAAGU
Molecule: messenger RNA, 2366 nt
Organism: Salarias fasciatus (jewelled blenny)
Lineage: Eukaryota; Metazoa; Chordata; Actinopteri; Blenniiformes; Blenniidae
Product: tudor and KH domain-containing protein-like
Exons: 15
Coding region: 119-1909 (596 amino acids)
Biological process (GO): spermatogenesis; piRNA processing; P granule organization
Cellular component (GO): P granule
Molecular function (GO): RNA binding
Source: RefSeq, a predicted model, not a curated record